AGCUCCGCCAGUCACUCUCAGUUGGAACGGCGCUUCAAACGGUUAUCGUUCGCCGGAGCCCUCCCGCUUCUCGCCCCCUCCCGAAGCCCCGCAUUAACAGUUGCUUUGCUGCGUAUAAGAAGCGGAAAGCAAACGCCAGAAGAAGAUCGAUACGAAGAAGCAAGUAAGGCAAUGACAAAGAUGGGCGGAAAUUUGGCACUGAUGCUGCUGUCGCUGCUUUUAAGCGCGUUUGCCACCGGCAAUGGCAACUCCAUUCCGACGACCACGACGCCCCAAGGCGUUUUCGAGACCCGCACAGACAAGCUGCCCAGUGGCGCUGCUCCCCUGCCAUCCGGUGGAGUGGGUGUCUACGAUGACAUCGACACCUUUGUGCCCUUCAGGAGCGACUCGCACGAUCCCUUCUCGUGGCACCUGCUCAAAACGGUACUGCAAAACGAGACGGCACCCAAGAAUGUGAUCAUCUCGCCGUUUUCCGUGAAACUAGUUCUGGCCUUGCUGGCCGAGGCGGCCGGAGCCGGAACCCAGACCCAAGUUGAGCUGGCCAACACUCAGACGGACAUCCGGUCGCAGAACAACGUCAGGGAGUUCUACCGCAAGACCCUAAACUCUUUCAAAAAGGAAAACCAGCUGCAUGAGACGCUAAGUGUGCGCACCAAGCUUUUCACGGAUAGCUUUAUUGAGACGCAGCAAAAGUUCACGGCCACGCUGAAGCAUUUCUAUGACAGCGAAGUGGAGGCCCUGGACUUUACCAACCCGGAGGCGGCGGCCGAUGCCAUUAAUGCCUGGGCCGCCAACAUCACACAGGGCAGACUGCAGCAACUGGUGGCACCAGACAAUGUGCGCAGCAGCGUGAUGCUGCUGACCAAUCUGAUCUAUUUCAAUGGUCUGUGGCGCCGCCAGUUUGCCACCACUUUCCAAGGAGCCUUUUUCCGCAGCAAGGACGAUCAAUCGCGGGUGGAGUACAUGGAGCAGACCGACUACUUCUUCUACACAAACUCGGAGAAGCUAAAGGCACAGAUUCUGCGUCUGCCCUACAAGGGGAAAAACUCGUUGUUCGUGCUGCUGCCGUACACACAGAAUGGCAUCCAUGAACUGGUCCAGAACCUUGAGAACGACGAGCUCAAGGGCGCCCAGUGGGCAAUGGAGGAGGUGAAGGUGAAGGUAACGCUGCCCAAGUUCCACUUUGACUACCAGCAGAACCUCAAGGAGACGCUACGCAGUCUGGGAGUGCGUGAAAUCUUUGAGGAUAGUGCCUCGCUGCCGGGAUUGACCCGCGGAGCCGAUGUCGCCGGCAAAGUGAAGGUGUCCAACAUCCUGCAGAAGGCCGGAAUCAAUGUGAACGAGAAGGGUACGGAGGCCUAUGCCGCCACGGUUGUCGAGAUCGAGAACAAGUUCGGGGGCAGCACCGCCAUCGAGGAGUUCAACGUGAACCGGCCGUUUGUGUUCUUUAUCGAGGAGGAGUCCACCGGAAACAUUUUGUUUGCCGGAAAGGUCCACACUCCCACCACCCAGAACUAAGUCACUAAGGCGGUUUUAUCUUUAAAUAUGCAAUAAAAAUACAAACAAAUCUAA
Molecule: messenger RNA, 1572 nt
Organism: Drosophila elegans
Lineage: Eukaryota; Metazoa; Arthropoda; Insecta; Diptera; Drosophilidae
Product: serine protease inhibitor 27A
Exons: 1
Coding region: 172-1518 (448 amino acids)
Molecular function (GO): serine-type endopeptidase inhibitor activity
Source: RefSeq, a predicted model, not a curated record